CCGCGUCUGAUGAAGACACAGCCUGGUUCCUGGCUGCCCUGUUAGCCUCUCAGGGUCCGAGGCACUGACCUUCCCUGCGUGGCGAAGGGUCCUGAGGAUCCCGCUUUCUCUAAACCUGUCCUGCUGAGUGAACCACAGCAGGGAGUGGGUGGUCCCAGCACCAGAGCAAGAGCCCUGUGGGGCCCCGGGCAGAAGAGUGAAGCUGGAACCUUCAGGGAACAUGAGUGAAUUUUGGCACAAACUGGGCUGCUGUGUGGUAGAGAAACCCCAGCCGAAGAAGAAGAGAAGGCGGAUUGACCGGACCAUGAUUGGAGAACCAAUGAAUUUUGUCCACCUGACUCUUAUUGGCUCCGGCGAGAUGGGGGCAGGAGACGGACUUGCCAUGACAGGUGCAGUUCAGGAGCAGAUGAGAUCCAAGGGAAACCGAGAUAGGCCAUGGAGCAAUUCUAGGGGCUUGUAGCUCCCAGCAGGAAUGGUCCUGCCAUCUUGAAGUUCCCAUUCUGUGUCCAGCCCAGAAGAAAUGCUGCCCCCAACCCAGAACCCUCCUAGAACCAGUGACCCAGAGGCUCUUUUCUCCCUAUCUGCCUGACAGGGCCUCAGAAGGCUUGGGGGCUGGACUCCCUGCACUCCCUCUGGCCACAGCCCCUCCUGGAGAUGGGGUCAAGGCAGCAGGACUGAUGUUGGCCAGAGGAGCUCAGCUGAAACCCUGCAUAUCCUCAGAUCUGAGAAAGGAGUUCUCUGGGAACCUGGAAUGAGUUCCUGUUCUCCUGAAUGAUGGUCUGGGUGCCACCGUUUUUUAACUCUUAACCCGGAACUCCUUAAACGCAGUAGGUUGGCAAGAAUACCAAAGCUGAAGCCGGCUUUGCGGAAAAGCUCCCUGCCUCCCUGGCCCUCUGUUUCCUCCUGGAAUGAACUAAA
Molecule: messenger RNA, 918 nt
Organism: Lepus europaeus (European hare)
Lineage: Eukaryota; Metazoa; Chordata; Mammalia; Lagomorpha; Leporidae
Product: CDC42 small effector protein 1-like
Exons: 1
Coding region: 221-460 (79 amino acids)
Biological process (GO): regulation of Rho protein signal transduction
Cellular component (GO): plasma membrane
Molecular function (GO): small GTPase binding
Source: RefSeq, a predicted model, not a curated record